CCCAUAACUUUGGUUGUCAAAAGUUGUUUAUUUUGAAAUUUGAAAGCCCGCGAAGUUUUAAAAAUUAAACAUUUCUUCUUCAAUCUUCACAUAAAAUCCAAAUAUUAAAGAAAUAAUAAAAUGCGUCGUUCUGGGGCUCCAUCAAUGAAAUCUUCCCCUUUUCAAAGAAACAUAUUCCCUACAAUUGCUUCAACAUCAAGAACUUCUCAAAACCCACCACCACCACAGGACAAUGAAAUCUCUUCAUCAACAUCAAAAACUGGUAAAGAAAAUUACAACCACCAGCGUCAAAAUGAUCAUGACCAAAAUAACAAAAUCCUUUACAAUGUUGUUUGGCGAAAGAUCACAACAAAAAAACACAAAACCUGGGAAGGUGACGGGUCCCUUGAGGUAAGAGGAAAUAUUUGUGUUCUUAAAAGUGAGACUGGUCAAUAUUUGGGUACAUCGAAUGCAAUUAAAACCGAAGAACUUAGCGAAGGAGCUUUUUUUGUCAUCAGUGGCAAAGAAGUGGAAAUCCAAGAAAAAGUCACAAAUCUCAAAGAGUUCUAUGCAAAUAAAAAGAUUCUCAAAGGAUCUUCUGAUGAAUGGCAUGAACCAGAGGAGAAAAAAAAGAAAACCCAUCACAGUGUCUUCUUUCCAAUGCUUCAUCUUACUGCACCGAAGAUGACAAAAAAGGUGCCAUCUAAAAUAAAAACUCUGCCAGAGAUAGAUGUUGAGCCUUUGAUUCUUCCCAAGCCGGAAGACGAAAAAAGGUUCAACAAACUCAAUCGUGCUGUUUACGAAGUACGAGUCACACCAAUGUUGGUUCAGCAUCUGCGUCCACAUCAGAGGGAAGGCAUUUGCUUUCUCUAUGAGUGCGUAAUGGGUUUCAAAAAUCCAGGUUUUCAUGGCGCCAUUCUGGCCGAUGAAAUGGGAUUGGGCAAAACCCUCCAAUGUCUGGCACUAUGCCAUACUCUUCUCAAACACGGUCCCUUCGGAGGUGAUCGAGUUCUGCAGAGAGUUCUAAUUGUCUGUCCAAGUAGUCUUACAUCAAAUUGGAAUAAUGAAAUCAACAAAUGGUUAAAAAACGAGCGCAUGUAUGCGUUUGUUGUCGAUGCGAAACACAAACUGCAUCAGUUCUCCCAUCAGAAUCAUAUUCCAUUUGUCAUUGUCUCGUAUGAAAUGUUUCUAGGUCAUUCUGAUGAAUUCAAAGUUCUUGACUUUGAUUUAGUCAUCUGCGAUGAAGGUCAUCGGUUGAAAAAUAGUGCAACAAAAGUUUCAAUAGCACUCCAAGGAAUGAACAUCCAACGGAAGAUCAUUCUAACAGGAACACCGAUACAAAAUGACCUGCAAGAAUUUUUUACUCUUGCAGAUUUUGUUAAUCCUGGAAUCCUUGGCUCAUAUCAGGAAUUCAAGAGAGAAUUUGAAAAUUCUAUUGUUCAAGGUCAGGCACAAGAUGCUGAUGAAGAGACAAAAUCAAAAGGUUCUCAGAGAGCUGCAGAACUUAAGUCAAUAUCGAAGAAGUUUAUUCUCCGACGAACCCAAUCUGUUAAUCAACAAUAUUUGCCAAAAAAGCGAGAGUAUGUUGUAUUUGUUAAACCAUCUGAGUUACAACAAUUUCUAUUAAUCAGAGCUCUAGAACUGUGGGAAUCACAGAAGGAGGAUUUGCUCAAAAAUAUGAAUCCCCUUCAAAUUAUAACGAUUUUGAAGAAAAUUUGCAAUCAUCCAUCUUUGAUAUCUCGUUCAAAAUCAUCAAAUGUGCUUACGAAAAAGUUAGAAAAAUUCCUUCCCGAUUGGUCAGAAAUGGGACCAUUUGAUUCUGGAAAAUUGGAAUUAGUUCAAAACUUUUUGACUGAUAUUGCAGCUUCUGACGAGCGUGUGGUUCUAGUAUCAAAUCACACUAAAACUCUCGAUAUGCUACAGGGACUCUGUGAUUUUCUUAACCUCGGCGCAUCACGACUGGAUGGAAGCACAGCGGCGAGUGAUAGAAAUUCUAUUGUAAAUAAAUUUAAUGAAGAGUCAUCUACCUCGAGAGUUUUUCUAUUGAGUGCUAAAGCUGGAGGAGUUGGUUUGAAUUUGUGUGGAGCAUCACGUUUGAUUUUAUUCGACAACGAUUGGAAUCCAGCGACAGAUCAACAAGCCAUGUCCCGAAUCUGGAGAGAUGGACAGAAAAAAGAUGUGAAAAUAUAUCGUUUGAUUACGGUGGGGACAAUUGAAGAGAAAAUAUUUCAAAGGCAGAUUGGUAAAACCAGUUUGGGUGGAUGUGCCUUAAAGAAUAAUGAUGUAGGAGAACCGACUGAGGAGUUUGGUAGUGAAGCUUCGGUAAAAUUUUCAGUUGAAGAAAUGACUGGAUUGUUUGGACUUCCAAUGGAUUUUGAUGACUGUGCUACGCACGAAAAUCUAUCAUGCUAUUGUAAUGGAACUGGAGAAGUUAAGUGUAAUGAAGCACUCAAAGACUCUCUUCAAAUAAAUGAAUUGAUGCAAUGGCAACAUUAUCGGAAACCAUUUUCAAAUAGUUUUCUAGAAGAAGCGUGUCUUGGGUCAUCUGCCGAAAGUAUUUCAUUUGUAUUUUCUUGUCAGACGAAGUUGAAUUAGAAGUGUAGUAUGAUAUUGGGAAGGUAUGAAAUAUAAACAAAUGGAGUUAAAAAUAUAAAUAUUUAAUUAUCAAAA
Molecule: messenger RNA, 2649 nt
Organism: Episyrphus balteatus (marmalade hoverfly)
Lineage: Eukaryota; Metazoa; Arthropoda; Insecta; Diptera; Syrphidae
Product: DNA repair and recombination protein RAD54B-like
Exons: 2
Coding region: 121-2574 (817 amino acids)
Biological process (GO): reciprocal meiotic recombination; double-strand break repair via homologous recombination
Cellular component (GO): nucleus
Molecular function (GO): ATP binding; DNA translocase activity; ATP-dependent chromatin remodeler activity
Source: RefSeq, a predicted model, not a curated record